This is a messenger RNA of Trichobilharzia regenti, 1824 nucleotides long. The record is from the annotation of a GenBank genome assembly. Lineage: Eukaryota; Metazoa; Platyhelminthes; Trematoda; Strigeidida; Schistosomatidae.
AUGAGUUGUCGAUGUUCGAUUGGAAUUUUAAUAACCUGGUGUUUAUUUUCAUUGCUGGCUUGUAGCGAGAUAUGUGAACCGACGGAUGAACUUUUGUCCUGCUUUACUAAAAUCUUGUCUUUUGAAGCGAUCGGAGAGAUACAUCGGAAUCUUGAUGGCGAUAAAAAUGGAGAAGUGGACUAUUCUGAGACAGAGAAGUUUCUGAGAAAGGAAUUCAAUUCCGCUGAUGCGGUUAAGAAGUCCCGCAUACUAAGCAGUGAUGAUCCUCUGAUUAGUCUCACGGAUUUGUGGCAGAUGUGGAGAAACAAUCCAGCAUUUAACUGGACUGUAAAAGAUACCAUUCAAUGGUUAACGGGUCCAGUAGAUCUUCCUCAAUAUGCUGAUGUAUUUCGUCAACAUCAUGUGGAUGGACGUUCACUACCUCGCCUGGCUAUGCAAAAUAUGAGUUACUUAACAGAUGUACUGCGAAUUCAAAAUCCAAUUCACAAGAAAAAGCUGAUGCUUCGGGCUCUAGAUAUCAUCCUAUUCGGACCUCCAAGGCACUCAGUGUUCUCAUCGGUAAAUGUAUCCUUUGUCACAUUAUCGCUAGGAUUAUUGUGCAUUUCAGUUGCCAGCCUCUCACAUUGGUUUUGUCAUGCAUCAAGUAAUUCUGAAAAACAACCAGCUGGUAAGAAACAAGAAAAGUUGGAUUCUGCUGAACAAACGUUAAAACAGCUUCAAAAAAGGUUAAAUGAUGUGGAGCAAUUAAGACAAACAUUGAACGCUUAUGAGUUAAAUCAUCGUUUUACAUCAUCCUCAGCGCUUUUGCCUAUGUCUUCACAAUGUACAAGCCGAGAAAACAUUUCAUCAUGUCAGACAAUGAAUACAAAACCAUACAGUGAAAAAUGUUUACCAAUAAAUAAACAGUCAUUGAAUCAUUUACCGUAUAAUUCAAAUUCUAUUACAGAAUUAACUUUGUUAACUGAUCUGAAUAAUGAUUCUAUUCAUUCUAAUGUAUUGUUAAAUCAAAAUAUCCACUCAGAUUGUGAUCUAGUGACUGCUGAUCAAAUCCACUCCCUUCAACAUCAUCGUAAAGAUGUCAAUUUAAAAGAAUUUAAAAGUAUUGGCAAUUCUUCUGUGAAUGAAUCUUAUUUAGCAGCUAAUGAACUUAAACACUGGCUACAAGUCACUUAUGAAUUAGAACUUAAACGUUAUUGUGAGAAAAAAAUAGAAGCUGAAAAGAAGUUGAAUUUUGCUCGGCAAGCGUGUAAACGUUUUAAUCGUAAACGCUAUAAUGUUUUGGGCUCGCUACGGCUAGUGCAUACAGAUAAUUUAGAUGAAUUGGAAAAGCGUUUAGUUAUUGCUAAACUAGCUUUAGAUCAACUUCAAAGUGAAGUUCAAGAGCGUAUUCAUCGUUGGAGUCGUAUUGAAGCCUUAAGCGGUCACCUCAUACGAACAGAUGUACGUAAUGAACACGGAAAAGGCAUAACUCGUGAUGCAAUAAGUCCAAUACAGUGUUCAAUAGAUAGAAGUAAAUUCUAUGACAAUGAAUUCAAAGAAAGUGAUUCUGAUCACUUAUCUGCAAGUGAACAAACUUUUCCAGAGCCUAAACGUUUAUUCAAACUUAACAGUAAUGACUCAGUAACUAGUUUUGACUUCAUACAUGAUGAAUUAUCUUUCUGCUCUAAAGAUUCAAUGCUACAAUCCUCUAACACAGAGGGUAGUGAUUUUUCAAAAACCAGUAGUAUCCCAAGAAAUUAUUCUUUUGUCAGACCAUUUGCCACCUUGUGGAGACGUAAAACAAAAUCUGGUCGGGGUAAAUCAGAUUCUAAACAGUUAUUAUGA